CCACCCCGGGACAUUUCAAUCUCCCUCAAUUUAUGGGGGCCCCUUUCUUGGGGGAGGGGUUGUUCAGUCACAAGCUCUAUCUGUGACCCCCACAUUCUCCUUCUGUCUCUCCUCCCUGCUGGAUUGUUUUGGGGUCCCCUCAGCCCAGGGCGGCCAGCCAGGUGCCCCCCCAUUCGCGCUCGAUACCCCCAGCCCUGACCAUGACCCUGCUGGCCUCCGAGCGCUCCAUGCUGAUCCGCAGCAAGUUCCGAUCCGUGCUGCAGCUGAGGAUGCAGCAUCGCAGAUCCCAGGAGCAGCAUCUCCUGACACCUCUGACCAAGCCUCCCCCGACCUACCUGGAGGUGAACGGGACCCCAGAGCAGAGCCGGGCCAACGAGACCCUGAAGGUGAAGGUCCAGACGAGAACCCACAAACUAGGAGCUGCCAAGGGCCAGUUCACAGAAGAGUCUGGGGGGGACCCCUCAGAGCGGAAGGAGAAGAAGACGCGUCUGGCCGAGGAUCUGAAGGAGAAACUCCUGCAACGGCCGGGGCCGCUGGAGCUCGUGACGAAAAACAUCCUUUCCCUGGACGCCAGCCUCAAAGAUGCUGUGAAAGCUGAUCCAGCCCCUGCUGCCCCUGGGACCUUCCUAUUAGACGAGGAUCUCAGCAGCUCUUCGUCGUCCUCCUCCUCUUCUUCCCCGUGCCUCACCCCCUGCCUGGGGGGGCCCCCCGGCAACCCAUCCCCCCCCUCGGCCUCAGGGGCCGCUGUCCAGCCGGAGCUGCUGUCGAUCCUGGAGUCCCUGCCCCCCUCGGUGCCUGCCCCGGACCCCAAUUCCCAGCCUCCUGCGGGCGGCCCCCCGGCUAAGGCCCCGGCCUCGCUGCCCAAGGCCCCCCCACGCCCCAAGAAGGCGAAGGACCCCAAGCCCAAGGUGAGGAAGUUGAAGUACCACCAGUACGUGCCCCCCGCGGCCCGGCCCCCCCGGGCCCCGGCCCCCCUGGACGCCGCCUACGCCCGCCUGGGUUCCCUCCUCUGCCAAGAAGACAUUCUUGGGGGGGUGGACCGGGGGCGUCCGUCUGUCCCCCCCCCACUGACACCCCCCUCACCCCCCCAGGUGUCAGAGCUCCGCCAGCAGCUGCGCCAGCGCGGGCAGCCGGUGUCGGGCACCAAGCCGGCCCUGCUGGAGCGGCUGAAGCCCUUCCAGGUGCGGGGGGCCCCGGGGCCGCCCCCCCCGGCCCUGCCCCCCGCCGACCGGGCGCUGAGGGAGAAGCAGCGGCUCAUUGACAGCCUGACCUGGGAGCUGCGGCGGGAGCAGCAGGAGGCCGACGACCUGCGGGAGGAGCUGCAGCUGCACAAGUGCCGGCGAGGCCGCCCGGAGGGGGAGCCCCUGCCCCCCUCGCCCCUGGCCAGCCACGGCCCCCAGCCCUCCGCCGGGGAGACCCCCGAGAGCACGGCCCCUGGGAGAGAGGGCUUCCUGGUUUUCUGCCCCCCUUCCUGUGAGCCAAUCGGGGAGGACCUAGAACUGCCCCUGCAGAUCACGGCCAGCCCCGCCCCAGCCCCCCGCUCCCUGGAGGAGGAGCUGCAGGAGGCCAUCCAGAAAGCCCAGCUGGUCCCAAGUCAGUCAAUUGAAGACAUCCUGGAGGAGCCGCUGGGGUGUGCAGGUGACCUGCUCCCCACGGAUGCCCCCUUGCUGCUCCCCACGGAGCCGCGCCGGCCCCCCUCGCCCCUCAGCCAGCAGGGGGCGCCCAGCAAGAAGCCCCGUCGCAGCCCGUCGGCAGCGGCCAUCUUGGAUUUCCCCGGCCACUACGACUUCCUCACCCCUCCCUCCUCCUCCUCCUCGUCCCCCUCGGACUCCCUGCGCGGGGUCUUCUCCCCGGAGCCCCCGGAGGGGCCCCCGUCGCCCGGCCCCCGGCCCGCCUUCGACCCCGUCGAUUGGCUGGAGGCCUUGACGGCCGGCCCGGCCUCGGGGCUGGGGCCCGGCGCCCCCGGCGGCAGCAGCAUCUUCUCCACUGACUUCUUUGACUCGCCCGAACUGAGCGUCAACCACAUGAUUGACCUGAUGGUGGAGCAGUGGUAGGGGGUGCGGGCCCCCCUGGCCCGGCCAUGGGGAGCCCCCCACCGCCACCCCAGAGACGCCAACCUAUCACACCAAUGCGGGCGCCAUCUUGGAUAUGCGACGUCAACUCCGGGCACCAUCUUGCAUGACUGGACCCAUUGUUCGGAGUGAUGUCAAUCCGGGCGCCAUGUUGGAUGGGUGGAACCAUUGUUCAGGGUGACAUCAACUCCAGGCGCCAUCUUGGAUGGGUAGAAGCAUUAUUCUCGGUGACGUCAACUCCCGGCACCAUCUUGGAUAGGUGGAACCCUUAUUUGGCAUGACCUCAAUUGCAGGUGUCAUCUUGGAUAUUUGGAACCAUUACUCCAGGUGACAUCAACUCUGGGUGCCAUCUUGGAUGGGUGAAACCAUUGUUUGCAGUGACGUCCACUCUAGGUGCCAUUUUGGAUAGGUGAUAUCAAUUCCAGAUGCCAUCUUGGAUGGGUGAAACCAUUGUUUGGGGUUGACAUCAGCUCGGGAUGCCACCAUUGAUUGGUGAAGCUAACUGGAAGCUAUGUUGGAUGGAUGAAGUCAUUGCUUGGGGAUGAUGCCAACUCCAGACACCAUCUUGGAUGGGUGAAACCAUUUUACUGGGUGACAUCAACACUGGAUGCCAUCUUGGAUGGAUUAAACCAUUGCUGUUUUGGUUGUCAGCCCCAAGGGGCAUCUUGGAAGGAUCAAACUGUUGGUGUUCAGAGUGAUACGGUGGGUGGCUGCCAUCUUAUGUAAGUCAUACCAUAAGUGUUCAGGGUCACAUCAGCUCCAGCUGUCAUCUUGAAUGGUUAAGCCAUUGUUUGGGGGUGAUGCCAGCUUCCACCACCAUCUUAAAUGGAUCAGACCACUGGUGUUUGAGUCACGUCAGCUCCAAGUGCCAUCUUGGAUUGGUCCAGUCAUUGGUGCUUGGGGUGAUGCCAAGUCCAAAUGCCCUCUUUAUUUGGGCCGUACCAUUUAAUUGGACCUGAAUGUUUCAUUGGCAGGUGGAAGGCAACUCCACCUGUGGGAUGCCAUCUUGUUUGGGACAUACCACCUUUGACUCCAGUGUCUUACUGACCAGAGGGGAGGCUGUGGAAACCAUCUUAGUUUGGAUUGUACCAUCUUUGGACCUAGCUGGGUUGGGAGUGGAGUGGCCAACUCUAGACACCAUCUUGGACGGAUCGUACCAUUUUUUUUAACCUCUUGUUUUACUGGCAGAGGGGGGUGGGGAAUGAUGACUGUAGACGCCAUCUUGGUUGGACUGUACCAUCUCUGAGCCUAGUGUUCUAUUGGGGGCUGCCCCACUCCCGCUGCCCCCCCCCCCCGGCCCUUUUCACUCUCCCCCCACUGGGACCGGGUCCUCCCCUCCUCCCAGAGCCCUUCACCCCCCUCCUCCCACCCAGGCUGCCCUCCAGCUCCUGGCCUCCUCCCAUUUACACCCUGUCCCCCCCACCCCCACUCAUCACUGUGCCCUGCCUGAUAAUUAAGGUGGGGAGUCUCUGACCACUGGUGAGGGGGCAGCUCCCUAAGGGGGCUGAACUAGUGGGGGAG
Molecule: messenger RNA, 3593 nt
Organism: Chelonia mydas (Green sea turtle)
Lineage: Eukaryota; Metazoa; Chordata; Testudines; Cheloniidae
Gene: MAMSTR
Product: MEF2 activating motif and SAP domain containing transcriptional regulator
Exons: 12
Coding region: 201-2054 (617 amino acids)
Biological process (GO): smooth muscle cell differentiation
Source: RefSeq, a predicted model, not a curated record